GGUGCCAUUUUGUUCGUUUAAACCAGGCCUGGACCGUCGUCGACCAAUGAUCUAAUACGAAAACAGGUUUUAACAAGUCAUAUCCAUAGAAACUGGUAAUUUCUACGUUUUAUUUGUGUCAAAUAUGAAUGUAAGCCAAUGGUAUCGUACAUUUGCUAGUUAACUAGCGUUAAUGUCGGUGUAAAUGGUCUUAAGUCGAGCAAUAGUUAGCUGCUAGCUCAUAUAUCUAGUUAACGUUAUAAGAAUCUGAUCCUUGGUGAACAUGUACGGUUAAUCAAGUCAUAUCUCACUUCGGGACUUUCUGUAAAUUAUCAUUAGUUUGAAACAAACACCAGCUGUUUAAUCUAGUUACAGCAAGCAGGGUUGUCUUAGCAUGCUUCGUUUUCAGCGAAGAAAACUCGGCCCUGUUGUGAAACGAGCCGCUUUGUUAGCCAUUUAGCUACUUAACAUUGCAUAUAUGGCUGUCUGUUUUACAUACAUUUAUAUUGCCUGUUAUUGUUUUCUGAAUUAUUCAUUUUUAUUUUAAAGUAAGCGUGUAUGAAACUUAUUUAUUUAGCUAGCUACAGCAGUUACUCUGAGAUGUAAAUUAAAUGCAUAUCGUUGUUACUUUUUGCGUUGCUUUUUCAAGUUAAAACCGGUUCAUGAGUAAUCGACCAGAUCUUUAAGUUUCAUUUUAUAUUCAUGUCAGGUUAUGAUGCUGCAUACAGACUACAGUGGGUUUAAAGAAAAUGUCUUGUACAGGCCUUCAAAGGCAAAACCUUUUACAACAGAGCAAAAAAAGUCAAAUUGGAGAUUGGUUUAUCAAAAAAAAUCUAAUUUUAAAACGUAAUGCCUUGAUUGCACAUUAUUAAAAUUGGCUUUUUGUCCAACAUCAUAAUGGUGUGCAAAAUGAAAUCUGCACAUGCAGAUGCUUACUUCAGUACGUGUUGAUAAAUGUCUGUUUCUGGUUCUGAAAAGCUAAAUCUCAGCUUGCCAAAAUGUGUAAUUUCUUUGUGGUUAGGGCACUUGGAAGUAUUCUCAAAUAAUAUUUUAAUUCCUUACCCAUUUGCCCACUUUGAAGUAUGUGGGGAGUGUUUUGUUUUUCUUUUUAAAGGUUAUAAAGGAAUUUCUUCUACAGCCCUGAUAACUGGAUUUGGAUAGAGGCCAACAAAUGGAGACAUAUCUUCUCUGAAGAUUGGCUCUUUUUAUCUCCACACUCACUUAUUUUUUAUUUUUUUGUCCUUCACAGUGGAUGAUUUUUUUUUCUUCUUUUGAAAAUUAAACUUUUACCUAAUUUUAAGUGUUCUCACCCGUCAUCAAAUUGCCACAAUCAGUGUGAAGAAAUAGAAGACACCCCUUCCCGCCCCUACACACACAUGCACACACACACCUUCAAGAGUUUCAUUCCCGUUCGCCCUGGCUGUCACCUUGAACACUUAGCCUGAGGAUUUUUGUCACCAAACAAUUGUUUUUUUUUUUAUUGAGGAAUAGAAAAGGACAUUUCACCACCUUUUUACUUGUAACAAAUCAGUCUAAGACGAGCAAGUUUCUCAGUGACGAAAGCCUCUCUCUCGCCCUGUUCAAUCUUAACUCAUCGGUCAAGUGUUCCUUCAGGACCUUUACACCUUGGAGACAACCCGAAGAGGUAGACCUUUUGGAGACAUCUUCACUGCAGGAAAACUCCAGAGGGCCUUGUAGCAGCACUUGAAGAUUUCCUGUCCAGCAAGAGUAUCCCCUGGCCCUGACCAGGAUGAGCAAUAAGGGAGAUGAUUGCUAUUUCUUUUAUUAUUCGACGUGCACAAAGGGCGAUGCUUGCCCUUUCCGACACUGUGAAGCUGCCAUGGGUAAUGAGACUGUCUGCAGUCUUUGGAAAGAGAACCGUUGCUUUCGCAAUGUUUGUAAAUUCCGUCACAUGGAAAUAAAGAAAAACCGCAAAGAAAUCCCUUGUUACUGGGAAAAUCAGCCAGGGGGAUGCCAAAAGUUUCACUGUGCUUUUCACCAUGAGAAGCCACGUUUAAUUGAUGGCCUUUUUGUUGCCCCAGACAAAGGUCCUGUGCUGAGGAAGGAUAAAGAAGAAGAAACUCCACAGGAUGACCAUGUGCCGUCUGCUUCUGCUAACAUGUCCAACACCACCAACCCACAACUCAGAGGAGUAAUCAAGGUGGAGACUCAAGAAAGCGUCCCCAGUCCCACACACCCACCAGUAGUCAUUAAUCCUGUGGAUGAUGAGGAUGAUGAAGAUGUAGAUCAGUUUUCUGAAGAGGGAGAGGAAGUAUCUGGUGUCUCUCCAAAGAAACUGCUGAGCUCAAGUACAGAUGACUCACUAAAUUUUGGCAUCAAGUCACUGGAGGAAAUCAGGUUGGGGAAAGCUCUAAAGGCCAGUCUAAACAGACCAGGUCAUCCCAUUUUGCAAAGCCCUGAUAGUUUCACCUCGACAAAACAUGGCAACGGAACUGGCACAGGGAAGGAAACCAAUCAGUCUAUCACACAGGCAGUCACUACCAAUGAGUCACCUGCUUUGGAGGAUUCCAGAAAAAGGAAAAUUACAGACAGGCUUGGAAAAGGAUUUGAGGAAGACGUGCUUGUGGAAGGAGGUGUACGGCUUAAAGGGUCCCUUGCUAAGCGCCUUGGUGGAUUUGUUGACUUCACUGAGAAUAAAAUCAAUAUGCCUCCACAGAAAGUUAAAACUCUGAGACCAGUGCGAGAAAGACUUGGAAUAACUCCUGAUAUCACUGCACCCACGUCACCAAACAGUGAGUCAAAGCCUUCUGGUGAGAUCCGCAUCAAAACUCUUGAAGAGAUUCGUCAGGAAAAGGCUGCUAAAUUUCCAAUGCAGUGCAAAGGUGUCAGAGAUGUUGCUGAGGUCCCCACAAAAAUGUUAACUUCCACCAAAAAAGUAAAUAAGCCUUUCAUUGGGCCAAGUGUAAAGACUUUCUCAGAGGUCCUGCAUGAGAAGAAGAAAUUCCAGGAAACAAAGGUGCUAUCUCAGCAAAGUGGUACUAGCACUGAAAAAACUGAGGGCCCUACAAAUAGUGAAGUGAUCAAACUGACCGACCGAACAGCAGAGAUCAGAGUAAAGACGCUUGAAGAGAUACGUAAAGAAAAAGCUGCCAGAAUGCAAGCAAAGCUUCAGGACAACACAAAUGAAGCACCUUGUUCAAGUGAACCAGUCCCAAAAAGACGGGUUCUUUGCAUUGGCAAGACUGGGUCAGGUAUCAACAAUAGGUCUCAAAAAGUGAAUGAUUCUGAGAAGGUGGAUUGCAAUGAAGAGUCUGUUGUAACCAGUGGAAAGAGCGACUCCACCAUUCAGGAUAUAACAGUGAAGAGCUUUGAGGAAAUUAUGCGAGAGAAAAGACUUCGCAAGCAGCAGGAGCAGGCUGUAUCAGCUGUUGGGAUAGAGCAAGCUGCACUGAAAACAGGCUCAGUACUUUGUGAAAAAAAGCCUCCUGCUGUAAUCAGCCCAGGAAUAACCAUUCAAGCAAAUUCAGCCAUAAGAGAAGGCAGUAGUCCUCAGGCCUCCUCUCCUGUCUUUUCUGUGGUACCCCAGAGGAAGUCUCCAGAGCGGCAGAACAAGGAAAACUCUCUUACAAUGAGCCCGAAAAAAUCCAAGCCAUUCUCUCCUGUGCAAGUGUCAGAAAUAGAAGAUUCUUUAGGCCAUCGUUCACAGGAGCCACAGUGGGAGAACACUCAAAUAGUCAACAAGAUGCCACCAAGCAAAGCACCUGAAUUAAAAGUGAGGCCCAAACUGAAUGUAAAGCCAUCAGUGAUGAAGCCAGCUGCUCAGGUAAUACCUGGACAGAAAAGGAAAGCUGCAGCCAUCCAUUGCUCUGCUGUUGCUGCAGUGAAACCUCUUAAUGCUGUACCUACCACUGAUGAACAACCUUGCAAGCAAUCUCAGUUGUUUCCACCAUCCUGCAGUUUAGAAGAUGAAGCCAUGGUGCAGCAGGUGUCAUCUACUGAGCAGCGCUCCCCCAAGCCCCUUUCUGUUCCACAAAGCCCCAUCAACAGGACUCCUACCCAAACUCGGCCACGCCGGGCAAGUUUGGCUUCUGCGCGUAGUAGUGGUCCUGCAGGAAACUCCUCCACAGUGGACGACUUGGAGGACCUGCUGGAUGAAUUUACUGAUGACAGGUUGGAGGAUGAGAUUGAACUGGACCCUGGCAAAGGCGAGGAUGACCUUUUGUUGGAGCUUUCUGAGAUGAUUGACAGCUAAGAUUGAUCUCACGGAAUACUCAUUAACUGAAUUAUGUCAAGUUAUUUGACCUUUAAAACACUCUUGACUUAUUGAGCUGAACGUUUUCUUUGUCUUAAACAAAAAAACAUUUUUAAGCAUCUAACAAAGUGUUUUUGUUUUCUUUACUCUUGAGUAAAUGUUAGUUUCCCGUUUUUAUUUCUGUUUUUGACUAUUUAAAUGUUUUAAAUAUUCAAUUUCUGCACAUAGUCAAUAAAAUUCACUUCUAUAUUGAUGGGUAUUGUAAAGAUCUCAAAGAAAUUCAUUGAACCAUUAAAUUAUAAUAUGCUCAUCAAUUGUUGUUUGCUCAUACUGUACAUUUAUUGCUUGUUUAUGGAGUCUGAUUUGUUGCACAGUGCAAAGAACUUGCAGCUUAUCAUGUAAAUAAUGCAGAAAGUGUUAAUUUUGUAUACUGUGUAUGCUUCAGAGAACUAUAAGUUGAUGGAGGGCCAGGAAGGCAAAUGAUGUCUUAAUCAGUGCUCUCGUUCAUAUAAGUUAAUUUCCUAUUUGAAAUUGGUUUUGCUGAAUGUUUAUUGACUGUGAAUGGAUUAUAUUCUUUUAAUGAAAAUGUUUGUUUGAUUUUGAAAAAGCGUCUAAAAUUUAAGAAGGGAUUGUAUAGAUUUGUUUUCAGGAUUCUGGGAUUUGUCAGGCCUACCUGUAUCUUGUUGCAUGUAUGUUGCUCAACAUUAGGCUUAUGUUUAAACCAUUGUCAAUAAUGAGAACAUGUUUUUCCUUUUCAGUCACUUCAAAUGUUUUUACUGUUUGUAUAGGUUCUCAGGGACUGCUUUACCGUUUUCAAAUAUUUUUACCCAUGAUGGAUUUAAGUACUUAUUCAGACAGGUCCUUGUCUCUGUACUGUUAGUAGUUACUACUUGACCUCAAGAUGACUGUUUUAAUUUAGAUUUUCAAAUGGAUAGAAUUGGCAUCUGCAUUAUGGUUGGUUUAACUGCAACUUUGUGAAAGAAAUGGACAAAGCUUUAUUAAAACAUUUUUCUAUAAUUUC
Messenger RNA from Hemibagrus wyckioides, 5213 nucleotides. It is a transcript of the gene zc3h11a, whose product is annotated as zinc finger CCCH-type containing 11A. Lineage: Eukaryota; Metazoa; Chordata; Actinopteri; Siluriformes; Bagridae. The transcript is spliced from 16 exons. Gene Ontology annotation, molecular function: metal ion binding. Bases 1730 to 4192 code for a protein of 820 amino acids. The record is from RefSeq and is a predicted model, not a curated record.